UCUGUCCGUCCAUGGCUUAAACCCUAGCCAUCUCCUCCCCCGUCUCUCUCUCUCUCUCUCUCUCUCUCUCUCACUAGUCACUGCGACGCCUCUCCGUCGGAGGAACGUCCAUUGCAGUCCUCAAGAGGUUGCAGUUGGGAAGCUGUGGCUGGUUUGAAGAGCAUGUCGAAUCCAAAGGUUUUCUUCGACAUAUUGAUCGGUAAGAUGAAAGCGGGCAGGGUUGUGAUGGAGCUGUUUGCCGACGUCACGCCCAAAACAGCUGAAAAUUUCCGCGCUCUGUGCACCGGGGAGAAGGGGAUUGGUAGAUCCGGGAAACCGCUGCAUUACAAGGGAUCGGCCUUUCACCGUAUAAUCCCCAACUUCAUGUGUCAAGGCGGGGAUUUCACUAGGGGCAACGGAACUGGAGGGGAGUCUAUAUAUGGAACGAAAUUUGCCGAUGAGAACUUCAAAAUAAAACACACGGGUCCAGGAGUGCUGUCGAUGGCCAAUGCAGGACCCGACACCAACGGCUCUCAGUUCUUUAUAUGCACCGCGAAGACCGCAUGGCUGGAUGGGAAGCAUGUUGUGUUCGGGAAGGUUGUGGACGGGUAUAACGUGGUUAAGGAGAUGGAGAGUGUGGGUUCUGAUAGCGGAACCACACGGGAGACGGUUGUAAUCGAAGACUGCGGUCAGCUACCCGAGAAAAUUGAUGGCUAGCACCACCAUCUAGAAGGUUAAAUUUGAAAUGCUCGUCUAGACUGCUUAUAUC
Molecule: messenger RNA, 748 nt
Organism: Syzygium oleosum
Lineage: Eukaryota; Viridiplantae; Streptophyta; Magnoliopsida; Myrtales; Myrtaceae
Product: peptidyl-prolyl cis-trans isomerase CYP19-3
Exons: 2
Coding region: 163-696 (177 amino acids)
Biological process (GO): protein folding; protein peptidyl-prolyl isomerization
Molecular function (GO): peptidyl-prolyl cis-trans isomerase activity
Source: RefSeq, a predicted model, not a curated record